Molecule: messenger RNA, 1643 nt
Organism: Tympanuchus pallidicinctus (lesser prairie-chicken)
Lineage: Eukaryota; Metazoa; Chordata; Aves; Galliformes; Phasianidae
Gene: CFAP96
Product: chromosome unknown C4orf47 homolog
Exons: 9
Coding region: 297-1229 (310 amino acids)
Cellular component (GO): centrosome
Source: RefSeq, a predicted model, not a curated record
AACAGCUCCCGGGAAGGGAGAAAGGGAAAGCGGGGCGAGGCGCGGAUGGCGGCACAGCCUGUGGAGCGCUCAGCGGCGGCGAUGGUGCCGGCCCAGGCCUCGAGCUGUGCGGCGCAGUGAGGCGCGCUGAGUUGUGUGGUUUCACCCAUAGACUGGACGUCCUUCUGUGACCGAAGGAGCAGCGGUGAGGAGUGAGCAGAGAUCAGAAAAAGAAGGGUUGACUGUUUAUGGAGUUAUAGUAAAACACACAAACAGAGAUAAUUCUACCUUCUAGAGCGGUACACUAUCACCCAGCCAUGCCUGUAGAAGGAAAAAGUGAUAUGGAGAGGAUUGGCCUCUUCAGUGAAAUGAGCUAUAUUACCAUUGGAGAUAAAUAUGUAUCACAUUAUAUGCGCCCUUUUAAUGAAGCUGCAAGCAAGAACAGACAGAUGCUAUCUGAGGGGAGCAAAACAUUGUCAGCUCUUCAGGCAGGUUAUUUUGACCCUCAGUUUAAGAGGAUUUUCAGCGGUGAAGCCUACUCAAAUCCUGUUCAACUAAGGAGACGUUAUAGAUUGGCAGAAUCAAAGAAAAAUUUGGGCAAAGCUUUCCUUCCCAGUAAUGGAGAUAAAUUGCCAUGUGGACUAGGUAGCUAUUAUGGAACCAUAGGAGGUCCGUUUGCAUACUUCAGUGCACAACUGAAAGCCAGAGAAAGAUACAUUCCUCCUGGAAAGAAUCUUUAUACUAGUCCAGGAAAAAAAGGAACUGGAUAUGGUUAUGCAAAUCUUACUAUAGGUGAGCAAUAUCCACAUGAAGCGGAUGGCUAUGAAUUAGAAAAAAUAAUUGCAAAGAAAGCACGAGAGGAACACAAGCGUUUGGCUAAAGGAGGGCCUUUCAAGACAAAUAUGUACCCCCUGGAGUAUUUUGACAUGAAUCCCUAUUUUAACGACAAACCUUUGCCACCUGUGAAGAAACCACCUCCAGAGAAGCGAAUUGCACCACCUUUCAAACCAAGCUCCCCUGCUAAGAAGUCAGGGGGCAUGAAAGGUGGCACAUUUGAUCCUUAUCCAAGCCAUUCUGCUGACCCUUAUGUAACCAAAAAAACUAUGGCUGCCUCAUCCAGUAAAGAACAAAAGGUUUUUCAUCCUCCUCCUGGACCGAAAAGCAGACCUGUUACAAGUAUAAUCACUCAAAAUGUCUUAAGAUCAAUAAAUGUAAAGAACUACAAGACUGCAUAUGCUGCAUCUUAUUAGGUGGACUACAGGAGAAGCAUGUAGCAUGUCUGGAUGUUCUCCACCUGCUCUCUCAAGAUGAUCACAGCAGCUUUAGAAAAGGAGCAGCCACCAAUAGCUCUGUAGCUCUCACGGGAUGCAAUUAAGGUAUGUUGACUAAAUGGUUCAUCUUCUAUUCUAAAAUGCUGUUACCUGAUUUAUUUCUUUAAAAAUUUAAAAAUUCUGGACAAUAUUCAAUAUAACUUUGAAAUGGAGAGAGUGAAUGAAUAUAGGAGGCACGUGAAGGCUCCCGAAGUCUAGGCUUUUCAACUUUCACAGAAGAAUUUAAAUAAUUUACAAAGGUAAGAAAUUACAGUCUAAUUUUUUAACAUGCAUGUAUUUUUUAUUUUUUUUUUAUCUGAACGUAAAUACUCCAAAGCAUCACUUGUGCUCAGG